UGCCUUUCACCAACCCUCUUUCUCCUCCUCCUCUUUUCACACCUCUCUCUCUCUCUCUCUCUCUCUCCCCUUUCUUGGUGCCAUUUGGGUCUCUGUAUAAUUACUCUGGUUCCACUCUCUGACAAGUCCUGUUCUGCUCAAACAUCUGAAGCAAGACAACAAAAAGGGGGCAAAAAAUCAGAAUCUUGUCUUGUUCCUCCUGUCUGGAUUCAUGGGUUCUUGUCUCAGUUGUCUGAUCGAAGCCCAAAGCCCUCCCCGUGAUGCCAAUUCGAGCGAGAAAAGCAGCGAUCUUUACGGGCUAAGCCUUUCGAGCCGGAAAUCGCCGAUUACGACGGCGUCUCACAAAACGGAGGGAGAGAUUCUGCAGUCCGCGAGUGUCAAAAGCUUCAGCUUCAACGAACUGAAACUCGCCACCAGAAACUUCAGACCGGACAGUGUGAUCGGCGAAGGAGGCUUCGGUUCUGUCUUCAAAGGCUGGAUCGAUGAAAGCACCCUGACUCCGACUAAACCGGGCACCGGUUUGGUCAUCGCGGUUAAGCGGCUUAACCAGGAGGGUUUUCAGGGUCAUCGUGAAUGGCUGGCAGAGAUCAACUACUUGGGUCAGUUGAAUCACCCGAAUCUUGUUAAACUGAUAGGUUAUUGCCUCGAGGACGAGCACCGGCUUCUCAUCUACGAGUUUAUGCCAAAGGGUAGUCUUGAGAAUCAUCUUUUCAGAAGAGGAUCAUACUAUCAACCGCUCUCGUGGAGUUUACGGGUCAAGGUGGCGGUAGAUGCCGCAAAGGGGCUUGCUUUCCUUCACAGCGAUCCGGUGAAAGUGAUAUACCGAGACUUCAAGGCUUCUAACAUCUUACUAGAUUCGGACCAUAACGCCAAACUCUCCGACUUCGGGUUGGCCAGAGAUGGUCCGAUGGGCAGUCGGAGUUACGUUAGUACGAGGGUCAUGGGAACAUACGGUUACGCCGCUCCAGAGUAUAUGUCCACUGGACAUUUGAACUCCAGAAGCGAUGUGUACAGUUUCGGGGUCGUCCUAUUAGAAAUAUUGUCGGGCAGGCGAGCGCUGGACCACAAUAGACCGGCCAAGGAAGAAAACCUCGUGGAAUGGGCUCGGCCUUACCUCACGAGCAAACGAAAGGUCCUCCAGAUCGUGGAUGCUCGGUUGGACGGACAGUACCUACCCGAAGAAGCGGUACGAGUGGCCAGCAUUGCCGUACAGUGUAUCUCCUUCGAACCCAAGUCUCGUCCAACAAUGGACCAGGUGGUAAGAGCCUUGCAAAGAGUGCAGGACAACUUGGGAAAACCGAUGGAAACCGAACCGGUUAAGGAUACUAAGAGAUUCGGAUUGAAAACCGGAGUCAGAUUCCAGAGAAAUGGAUGUUCAAACAAAACACCCUUUGGUCUUUAGGCAGAGAACAUGUGGAUUUGUACUGAUUUUUGGUGUGUUGUAAUGUUGAGAGUAUAUAUAUGAGGUUAUUCUUUUUUGGUUAGAGAUUAUGCUAAUUUUAUAUGUAACCCACGAAUUUUCCAUGUAUUGUAUUAUACCGAUUAUAUAA
Molecule: messenger RNA, 1550 nt
Organism: Tarenaya hassleriana
Lineage: Eukaryota; Viridiplantae; Streptophyta; Magnoliopsida; Brassicales; Cleomaceae
Product: serine/threonine-protein kinase BIK1-like
Exons: 6
Coding region: 212-1402 (396 amino acids)
Biological process (GO): protein phosphorylation
Molecular function (GO): protein kinase activity; ATP binding
Source: RefSeq, a predicted model, not a curated record